Eufriesea mexicana is the source of this 687-nucleotide messenger RNA. RefSeq lists its product as uncharacterized. Lineage: Eukaryota; Metazoa; Arthropoda; Insecta; Hymenoptera; Apidae. The transcript has a single exon. The record is from RefSeq and is a predicted model, not a curated record. Bases 343 to 531 code for a protein of 62 amino acids.
UCAAUCAUGAAGAAUAGCCUUAGGCAGUAGUGCGUUGCGUUAUCGUGAGCGGGUCAGUUGUACUUUGUGCUGCGAACUUAGAUAACCUCUUUCGUAUGUUUAAAGACCCCCCUCUGCUUUCUCGAACUACGGGGAGUUUAUAUAACAUCAAAAUCCACUGCUAAAGUAUUCAUUGUGAAUCGAGGAGUGCAUAGGUGAAUUUUAGUUCAGAUCCAUAACCGUGUGUAAUUCAUUCUCAAGUGCAGUAACUUCAUAAAGGAAACCAACUACUUUAUCUUCAGAACCUACGCAUCAGCGGGAAGAGGUCGUUGUUAUUACGUAUAUCGUUCGCGGGUAAUUUGAAUGUUUCUUUCCAAUCUGUCAGCACACGGAGGAAUGCAAAAGGACUGUCGGGAUUGUUUAGGUCUCCGAUACCGUAUUAACUCCCUGGAUCAGACGUGGAAGUGGUUGCAUCAAACAAUUGCCCUUCACGAUUAUCUGAUUUCAAUAACUGCCAGUCAAUCCGACUUUUCAAGAAAGUCUUGUCAGUAGGACUGCUAUCUACAGACAAAAAUAUUAACCAUUGUCAAGGCUGAUUUUGCCACGUACUUAGAAAAACCCUCACAGGUUUAGUAGUCGAAGACUGAUUUCACGAAUCAAUAUCACAUUAUUCCCAGGGAGUGCGGUUUUCAUAUCGGUACCUAUACA